This is a messenger RNA of Nipponia nippon (crested ibis), 858 nucleotides long. The record is from RefSeq and is a predicted model, not a curated record. Lineage: Eukaryota; Metazoa; Chordata; Aves; Pelecaniformes; Threskiornithidae.
AUGGACGUGGAAAGCGUGAUGGUGCUGUACAGGGACGACUCGGUGAAGGUGCACUACGCGGGGGGCUCCCUCUUGCUGUUGUCUCCUUGUUGCUUCGAGUACCUGUAUAAAGCGGCGUUCCCCGCCUCUGCUCACCCCUUCCAGCAGGCGGAGACCACCCGCCGCUGGGCUGCCUUCGUCGUCAGUGCCUACAGGCAUGUCCCUGCUAUGGCUGAUCUGACAAGAUGUAUAGAGAAUAGCAGUGUGAAGAUCUCAUCAGUAGAUGGUUAUGCUCACCUUUACCUGUCAGAAUUGCAGCAAGAAUUUACAAUAGAGUUCUUAUGCAAAAGAACCAACCAAGCCAAAGGACAAGAGAGAGAUGGAGUCCCUUUGUUUUACACAAAUUGUUCUUCUGAAUACACCUGGGUUACACAGCAUUGGUCUGUUUCCUCCUACCCAGAAGAAUGGAAAUACCCUUUGUCAUUGACAUUAGUGCACUAUAACUUACAUACUGUUAAGAAUAAGAAUCAAGAUACUGAAAAAUAUUCAUGCCCUCAGCUAAUUCAAAUUGUAUGGUGCCAGGGUGUGUUUUAUAGAUUUAUCCAUGGUAGGACAAACAUCACAGAAAUUUAUCCUGGUGAUGACUUUUUUAAGUCAGAGGGAACAUUUUUUGGGAACUACUUUGUACAUCAUGCAAUCCAGAAAGGAACAAAAAAAAGAGAAGAAAAGAUGUGUUCAGUAAACAGUCUACCUCCUCAUGUACCAGGAAAUCCAUACUCUAUAUCCUCCAUUAUUACUCAGGCAACCAAAAUGCUUCAGUACUGCUACAAGACUAAACUACCAUUAACUCAUAAUUAUCAUCUCUGCUGCUGGAAAAUG